Gopherus evgoodei (Goodes thornscrub tortoise) is the source of this 1839-nucleotide messenger RNA. RefSeq names its product duodenase-1-like. The transcript has 5 exons. Lineage: Eukaryota; Metazoa; Chordata; Testudines; Testudinidae. Bases 21 to 752 code for a protein of 243 amino acids. Gene Ontology annotation, cellular component: cytoplasm; intracellular membrane-bounded organelle. Gene Ontology annotation, biological process: proteolysis. Gene Ontology annotation, molecular function: serine-type endopeptidase activity. The record is from RefSeq and is a predicted model, not a curated record.
CAGCUCCUGGAUGUGCACCAAUGAUGCUGCUGCUCCUGCUCUUCACAGUUUUUCUCCCGCUUCAUAAUGCUCGGGUCAUUGGGGGCCAGGAAGCCCCACUUGGCUCCAGACCCUACAUGGCCUAUGUGCAAAUCGGGUCAACGGGAAGCUGCGGAGGGUUCCUGAUCCGAGAGGACGUGGUGGUGACAGCGGCUCAUUGUAACUGCAACCUGGGAAACAUCUUUGUCUACCUGGGAGUCCAAGACUUCACGAAGCCGGGACAGAACUGGCAACGGAUCCGGGCCCGUCGCUGGAUCCAGCACCCUGACUUCAACAAUGAGAACUAUGACAAUGACAUCAUGCUGCUGAAGCUGUGGCACAGCGCGGAGCUGACCGAGUGGGUGGGGCUUGUCUCAUUGCCGGAGGCUGAUCAGCACAUCGGCCCAGGAUCUGAGUGCAGUGUGGCCGGGUGGGGUCGGACCGGAGUGAACACCACCACCGACACGCUGCAGGAGGCAGAGCAGGAGGUGGUGUCAGACAGCCUGUGCAGAGAGCAGUACCAGCAUUACAACCCCACCACCAUGCUGUGUGCUGGCAGCCCCCUCACCAACCAAUCAGCCUUCCAGGGCGAUUCCGGCGGGCCCCUGGUGUGCAACGGGGUGGUCCAGGGCAUCGUCUCCAAUGGAAAUCCAGAUGGGCGACCCCCCAGCAUAUACACGAGAAUCUCCAAAUUCAUCCCCUGGAUCACUGAAACUCUGCAGAAACUGAGUUAAAGGAAACGCUCCCCUGCAAAGAGCCAAUGUUGCCAUACAGGGAUCCAUGCCUGUGUGGAACCCCAAGGUGCUUUAUAUCAGAGUAUUUCUUUCUAGUGUUAGAGAAAUACUUCGAGUGGCUCAGUCCUGAAAUCCUUCUGUGGCUAGAAAUACCCCAUCGAUGUUUGAAAUUUCGCUAUAUUGUCUCCCCAAGUGUCUAGUCAAUGUUUGGGAUCCUACGCGGGUUCCGGUUGGGAGCAGAGAUUGACAAUGGAGUCUGGUAUUUCCUGUGAUGCGAUCUAGUUUAUUUACAAGAAACAUCCAAAGUCCUGGUUCCCUGAGCAUGUUGGAAUCAAACAGCAGCAGACAGCUCCUCUGUUCACCGUGCAGAGCCUGCAUCUCCAGCCAAGACUCUGUGCCCAAAAUGGUUCUUCUCUUAGCUUUUUAUCAGGGCCACAUUCAUGUGCUCCCAAGUUGUGUCUGCCUGGCUUUUUACUUUGCCCUGUCCCCGGAUCUCUCUGUUUAUGUUGUGUCUGCCUGAGCCAUAUGCCCCAUUACCCCCAGAACAAUAUUCCGUGACAACCUUUCCUCCUGAGUUAUUAGAAUUCCCACGUGUUCACAAGGUUUUACAUCAGCUAAGGGGAUUCUGGAGCAAGGGUAGAAUUUUCUCUGCUGAAUUCUAUAGGACUUCUACAAAUGCUGAUCAUUUGUAUACCUAAUCCAUUCCUCACGGGUUUUCCACCAUCAAAAUUCCUAGCUGCAGCGUGUCUCUGGCUGACUUAAAAACUUUCUUUCCCCCAACCAGAGAGCAGGAACGGGGCCAUGUGGCUUUGGUGGCCAACCUAUGACCACAGAGCAUGGCUAGUCGAAUUAAACAGCCCAUGACAAUAGCACAUUGAAAUGGUUGUGUGAAAAACAUUGAAAUUUCAAUGAUUUUGUUUCACAUAUUUUGAGCCGGACCCAAAUUUGUUUGUUUUCAGUAUUUUCUUUUCUUUUUUCCUCUCCCCACCCUACAAGUAUUUAAUUAUUUAUUAUUUAUUAUUGUGAUACUGACUGGAGGUUGGAAAAACCCAAAGGAAGGGAACCCAGAAAACGUCACUGAGAUACA